Messenger RNA from Musca vetustissima, 2070 nucleotides. Its product is annotated as phenoloxidase 2-like. The record is from RefSeq and is a predicted model, not a curated record. NCBI's taxonomy places the organism in Eukaryota, Metazoa, Arthropoda, Insecta, Diptera, Muscidae. The coding region runs from base 1 to 2064 and encodes 687 amino acids. Gene Ontology annotation, molecular function: oxidoreductase activity. The transcript has 4 exons.
AUGUCUCGGGCUGACAAGAAAAAUCUUUUACUUUUAUUCGAUAAACCCACUGAACCGGUGUUUAUGGAAAAGGGUAAAACGCCCACGGUUUUCGAUGUUCCCGAUAAAUUUCUAACCGAUCGUUAUCGUCCAAUUGGUAACGAAGUGCAAAGUCGUUUUGGCGAAAGGGCAGAACAACGGGUGCCCGUACGUGAUAUUACAUUGCCGGAUUUACGUAUACCCAUGUCCUUGGCACGUGAUGAACAAUUUUCUUUGUUUAUACCACGUCAUCGCCGUAUUGCUGGGAGAUUAAUUGAUAUUUUUGUCGGCCUACGGAGUAUUGAGGAUUUGCAAAGUGUUGCCGUGUAUGCUCGUGAUAGGGUUAAUCCGUUUUUGUUUAAUUAUGCCUUAUCGGUGGCUUUGUUGCAUCGUCCUGAUACCAAGGGUUUGGAUUUGCCUUCUUUUGCCCAAUCAUUCCCCGAGAAAUAUGUCGACUCGAAGGUGUUUCGCCAGGCUCGUGAAGAGGCCAGUGUUGUGCCCGAAGGAUCACGUAUGCCCAUUAUUGUUCCCCGCGAUUAUACAGCCUCGGAUUUGGAUCCUGAACAUCGUCUAUGGUAUUUCCGUGAAGAUAUGGGUAUUAAUUUACACCACUGGCAUUGGCAUUUGGUGUAUCCCUUCGAGGCUGGUGAUCGUAGCAUUGUUGACAAAGAUCGUCGCGGUGAGCUAUUCUAUUAUAUGCACGAACAAAUUAUGGCCCGUUAUAAUAUGGAACGGUUUAGUAACAACUUGCCUCGGGUGGCAAGAUUUAAUAAUUUCCGUGAACCAAUUUCGGAAGGUUAUUUUCCGAAAAUGGAUUCGUUGGUGGCAAGUCGUUCAUGGCCACCACGUUUUAAUAACAUAAAACUCAGUGAUUUAAAUCGUGAAAGUGAUCAAAUAAAUGUUGAUAUCAACGAUUUGGAAAGGUGGCGGAAUCAAAUUAUGGAGGCAAUUCAUAAGGGCUUUGCUGUGGAUGAAAGUGGCAAUCAACAACGCCUUACCGAACAGGAUGGCAUUAACAUCCUUGGAAACAUGAUUGAAUCAUCGACCAUAUCACCAAAUCGUAAUCUCUAUGGUGAUCUACAUAAUAUGGGACAUGUUCUAAUCUCAUAUGCUCACGAUCCGGAUCAUCGUCAUCUCGAAUCAUUCGGCGUAAUGGGUGACUCUGCUACAGCAAUGCGUGAUCCUGCAUUUUAUAGAUGGCAUUCAAAUAUCGAUGAUAUAUUUCAAGAACACAAGCGCAAGCUACCACCCUAUACUCUACCACAAUUGCAAUAUGAUGGUAUAACUAUAGAAGGUUUACAAGUGGCCAGCGAUGGUGGUCAACCCAAUGUUCUGUCGACAUUUUGGCAACAAACCGAUUUAGAUUUGUCACGUGGUAUGGAUUUUGUACCAAGAGGAAAUGUAUUCGCAAGAUUUACUCAUUUGCAGCAUACACCAUUUACUUAUACGCUAAAUGUUAAGAAUGCCGGUGGAGCUCAACGUUUUGGUACGGUGCGUAUCUUUUUGGGACCCAAAAAUGAUGAACGUGGCCAGCAGAUGUUGUUUGGUGAACAGCGUCUAAUGAUGGUGGAAUUGGAUAAAUUUGUGGCAGCAUUCAAUCCAGGACAAAAUACCAUACGGCGUCGUUCCGAUGAAUCCAAUGUCACCAUACCCUUCGAACGGACAUUUCGUAAUUUAGAUGCAAAUCGUCCAAAUGCAAAUACUUCCGAAGAACUGGAAUUCAAUUUCUGUGGUUGUGGUUGGCCAGCGCAUAUGUUAAUCCCAAAAGGAUUACCAGGUGAAGGAUUGCGUUGUCAGCUAUUUGCUAUGGUUUCCAACUAUGAAGAUGAUCGGGUCGACCAAGAUCUCGUGGGCAGUUGCAGUGAUGCCUCAUCGUAUUGCGGGGUACGUGAUCGUAAAUAUCCCGAUCGUCGUGCCAUGGGUUUCCCAUUUGAUCGCCUGCCACGUCAGGGUGCAGAUCGUUUAACAAAUUUCCUAACACCAAAUAUGAGCAUUGUGGAUGUAUCGAUUCGCCAUGAUGCCAAUCGUGUGGUGCAACGUCAAUAAAAUUAG